Messenger RNA from Peromyscus maniculatus bairdii (prairie deer mouse), 1750 nucleotides. Its product is annotated as olfactory receptor 6Z7. The record is from RefSeq and is a predicted model, not a curated record. NCBI's taxonomy places the organism in Eukaryota, Metazoa, Chordata, Mammalia, Rodentia, Cricetidae. Gene Ontology annotation, cellular component: membrane. Gene Ontology annotation, molecular function: G protein-coupled receptor activity; olfactory receptor activity. Gene Ontology annotation, biological process: G protein-coupled receptor signaling pathway.
CUGUACAAAUGUUUUAAAUAAUUAUUUGUAUGAUUUUAAUUAUGGAUACACAUGUAUGUCUAUGUGUGGGGUAUGUGCACGGUGUGCAGAGGUCUCUGGAGCAGAGUUGCCAGCAGUUGUGAGUCACUCAACACGCAUGCUGGAACUCAAGCUUGAGUCCUCUGCAAGAGCAGUGAAUGCUUUUAACAACUGAGCCAUUUCCCCAGCCCAUAUGCUCUACCAUGAAAUGCACCUAACUCAUAUGUAUACUUAAUUUUAAAACCAAGUAAAAAUGCGCUACAAAAUUCCUUUGUGUGUGUUUGCAUAUAUUUGUGUGUGUGUGUGUGUGUGUGUGUGUGUGUGUGUGUGUGUGUGUGUGUGUGCCUGUACCUUAACGUGUGUGUGGAGGUCAUAGGACAACUUCAGGUGUUAAUUCUUACCUUCCAUCUUCUCUAAAGCUUUCCUUCCCCUAGUUCCUCUACAUCCACAGGGACCAGGGAAUCCUCUCAGGUCUAGAGAGCUGGUUUAAGCUUGUUCCCUUGCCUUUAGUCUCACAGUAUAGCCAACUCAGUGACUGGGACAUUCCAAAGCAGAGACACAGGUGUGUGUGUGUGUGUGUGUGUGUGUGUGUGUGUGUGUGUGUGUGUGUGUUUGCAUGCACAUGCAUGUUUGUUCAAGAACAAAGACAGCUUCUCCCAAGGCAUACUGAAAGGCUCCAAUCCUUGGCAUCACCUCCUUCGGGCCAGCUGAUUCCAUCUGGCCAACACCAAAGCCUACCCUACGUUGAGCAUCAGCCAGAAGGGAUCUGUACUUGUCUGCCUUCAUCCAGUAGAUGGAGAGGUCCCUGAAGUUGGCCAACAUGACCAGGGUUCAGCAGUUCAUCUUGCUGGGAUUGUCCACUAGGUUGGACAUAAGAGAUGCUCUAUUUGCUGUCUUCCUGACUCUCUACCUGCUGACACUCAUGGAGAACACACUCAUCAUCUACCUCAUCUGUAGUCACAGCGAGCUCCACAAGCCCAUGUACUUCUUCCUGGGCAACCUCAGCUGCCUUGAGAUGUGCUAUGUGUCAGUCACCAUGCCCAGCUUGCUCAUAGGUCUCUGGAAUGGAAUCUAUCAUAUUUCCUUCAUAGCCUGUAUGACCCAACUCUUCUUCUUCAUUGUCCUUGUAGGCACAGAGUGUAUCCUUCUGGCUUCUAUGGCUUAUGACCGCUAUGUGGCCAUCUGCCGCCCAUUACACUACCCACUACUCAUGAGGCCCCAGGUCUGUCUGGGCUUGGCUGUGACUUCAUGGCUGGGUGGGCUACUGGUCUCUAUGGUCAAGACCACAUGCAUUGCCACCCUGUCCUACUGUGGCCCCAAUGUCCUCAACCAUUUCUUCUGUGAUGUUUCCCCAUUACUCAACCUGUCAUGUACCCAUGUGGCCCUCACAGAACUGGUAGACUUCAUCUCAGCUAUUGUCAUCCUCUGGGGCUGCUUCCUCGUGACUAUGGCCUCCUAUGUGGCCAUUGGUAGGACAGUUCUGGCCAUGCCUUCUACCACUGCCCGCUCCAAGGCCUUCUCCACCUGUGCCUCCCACCUGGUAGUAGUAGGCAUUUUCUACUCAGCCACUAUCUUCAUCUAUGCCCGUCCUAAACGAUUAGAAGCCAUGGAUCUCAACAAGAUGCUGUCUGUCAUCUACACAGUGGUCACCCCCAUGUGCAACCCAGUCAUCUACUGUCUGAGGAACAAGGAGGUCCAAGUAGCUUUCUACAAAACCAUGCACUGGUCCUGA